UAAAUUCACUUCCCCAACAGCAUCCAUUAAGAGGAGUGGAUGGCAAAGAGGAGGGAGCUUCCUGGAAUCCGUUAGGAGCUCCUUUGCCCUGUUUCUGAGUCAGGUGCCAGGCCAGCUAAUGGGGGAAAAAUCUAGACUUUGCUGAUCUCUGAUGCAAGAAGAGGAAGGGACAGGCCGGGCUGCCACUCAUGCCGGGAACCGGUUGAGCGGGAAAUGAAUUUUAGCCCCUGAAUUCACUGGUCUCUUUCCCCUCUGCAGAGGCGUCUUGUGUAGGCUGUGAUUUGCUUGGCCAAAGACCGGGACUGAAGAAAUUAACAAAGAAGGUGGACGCACCACCUGGGCUUCAUUCCAGCCUCUCCCCCCCCCCUCCUCCUCCCGUGUAGCAAGCCUGACAGGGACCUUCAUAACUUAAGGCCCAUGAUUUAAACCUGAGACAUUCCUCCUCCAGGUAGGGCUGGCGGUUUUUGCAAAGCAAAAAGAAAAAAAAAACUGACACUCAGGCCGGCAGGUAUCAGUUCCCACCUGUGAUCCUCCGUGGCAUCUCUUGUCGCUUUCUGCAACACAGACGGAUGGAAAAGGAGGUUAAACUUCUGGACAGGAUUUGAGGCUCUCGGGACGGAAGGAGAGAUGACUGCCCAUUUGUUGCUGGCCGUUGGGGGUGCUGUGUUGGGGUCACUGCAGUUCGGGUACAACACCGGAGUGAUCAACGCACCGCAGAGGGUGAUAGAAGAAUUUUACAACAAAACAUGGUUCAAUCGAUACGAGACGUCCAUCACCCCGGGAAUGCUGACUACCCUCUGGUCCCUCUCGGUGUCCAUCUUCUCAGUCGGUGGGAUGUUUGGGUCAUUCUCAGUCGGGCUCUUUGUCAACCGCUUUGGACGGAGGAAUUCCAUGCUGAUGUCCAACUCUCUCGCUUUCCUUUCGGCCAUCCUCAUGGGCUUCUCCAAGAUGGCCGGCUCCUUUGAGAUGUUGAUCCUCGGGCGUUUCAUCGUGGGCGUUUACUCGGGCCUCACCACCGGCUUCGUGCCCAUGUACGUGGGUGAGGUGUCCCCCACAUCUCUGAGGGGGGCGUUAGGAACCCUCCACCAGCUUGGAGUCGUGGUGGGAAUCCUGAUUGCACAGAUUUUCGGUAUUGACCUCAUCAUGGGGAACGAAAGCCUCUGGCCCCUGCUGUUGGGGUUCACCUUCAUCCCCUCCUUGGCCCAGUGCAUCCUGCUGCCUUUGGCUCCCGAGAGCCCCCGUUUCCUUCUCAUUAACCGCAACGAGGAGAACAAAGCUAAGAGUGUCCUAAAGAAGCUCCGUGGGACAACCGAUGUCGGCCAAGACCUCCAGGAGAUGAAAGAGGAGAGCCGGCAGAUGCUUCAGGAGAAGAAGGUCACCAUCUUCGAACUCUUCCGUUCGCCUAUCUACCGCCAGCCUCUUUUGGUUGCCAUCAUACUGCAGCUCUCUCAACAACUUUCGGGGAUCAACGCGGUGUUCUACUACUCCACAGAUAUCUUUGAAAGAGCCGGAGUGCAGCAACCUGUCUAUGCCACUAUUGGGGCGGGAGUUGUCAACACAGCCUUCACGGUCGUCUCGCUGUUUGUGGUAGAACGGGCCGGCCGAAGGACGCUGCACCUCAUUGGACUCAUGGGGAUGGCCAUAUGUGCAGUUCUCAUGACCAUCGCCCUGGCACUACUGACUCAAGUGCCAUGGAUGUCUUAUCUCAGCAUCGUCGCCAUCCUGGGCUUCGUGGCGUUUUUCGAAAUUGGCCCCGGACCCAUUCCUUGGUUCAUUGUGGCAGAGUUGUUCAGCCAAGGCCCACGUCCUGCUGCCAUCGCCGUUGCCGGACUGUCCAACUGGACCGCCAACUUCAUCGUAGGGAUGGGCUUUCAGUAUGUGGCGGACCUCUGUGGUGCCUACGUCUUCAUCAUCUUCACCAUCUUGCUGGUCCUCUUCUUCAUCUUCACCUACUUCAAGGUGCCUGAGACCAAGGGCCGAACCUUCGACGAGAUCGCCUCCGAGUUCCGCCAAGGGGGUGCCUCCCAUGGAGACAAGAGCCAAGAUGAGUUCCACAGCUUGGGUGCCGACUCCCAAGUCUAAAGUUCAGGAGGUGGGCAGGCAUCUCCUCCGCUUCACUCUUCUCCUCCUGCCCUUCCUCUCCACAUGCUUGUUACGACGCCAGGCCCAAGGCGAAGAAGAAGUAUUUGGGCCCCGAUUCCAGCCCCCACGGCCUGGUCUCUGGGCGACGAACCCGUCUCGUAGCUCCUUAGGAAGGACCCUUAGCGGCUGGUCUUGGGUCCAGGAUUUCAACGUUGUCAAAAGCGUUCAGAGGUAUCGAUUCCUCUUGAGAAGAUAGCACUUCCUACCCCACCCUUCCCAGUCCUUACUCUGUUCUUUUUUCCUCUUUGUUUUAUAAAGGAGAAAAAGCAUCUCCCCUUUGCCCCCCAACCCCCCCCCUUGUGUUGCCAGAGACAAAACACUGAAUACCAUUAAACGCUGGUUAAAUACAAGACAAGGGGGGGGGGGAAACUGAAGAGCGGAACUGCUGAAAGGAACUCGGAUGGGAUUUGGAGGGUCAAGCGGUGGGGUUUUGGAGGCCGGAGUUUUGAAAAGUUGGGGAGAAGAACUGAGUGGACACAGGGACGUCCUUUGAGAAGUGGCCAUCACAUUCCUCAGAGGGACAGUCAUCCUCCAGAGCAAGGGGAUCCUGGGCUCGGUGGUCCAAGGGAGGUGAUGAAAGAACGGAGAUGGUUUGGGAAGGGAAGGCGAUCUACCCCGAGGCACCUCUGGCAGAGUGGGGAGGGUUUUUUUCCACAGUUUGGGGGUAACAACUGCAGGCUGUUAACCUUUGGGGGGAGUGACAGCUGUCCCUGAUCUAGAAGGGGGGGGCAGGUUUUGGCAUUUUUCUGAUGAGACAAGACCCCCCCCCCCAGUUCAAGGGUCUGAAGGCAAGAGGGUGCCAAGGCUGCCCCUCGGCUGGUUCAAAAGCUUGAGAGGAGCCAGCGAUGGCUGCCCCAGUAGUUGUGAAGACCACCCUGGGUGACCCCCCCACACACACACCUGGCCCACCCUUGCUAGAGGUGGACGGGUCAGACCGUGGCCCAAAGGCUUCCUCCUUGCUCGAAAUUCUCUGGAUGGGGAGGAAAAGAGAGAGAGACAGAAAGAUGAAAGGAAGAAUGAGAGGAUGAGAGAGAAAGAGCAAAUGAGAGAGAGAAAAAUUCCUUCCUUUUCAGGAAUACUUUCCCUCAGAUUCCUGCCCAGGGUGAGGUUGGUCUGACUUCAGACUCCGCCGGGUACAGGGCGUGCGGUCCUGGGUUCAAAAAAAGAACAUUUCCCCAGCUUGGCCGAAGAUGGUCCCAACGGACUGCCUCUGAAGAGAAAGUAGAGCUUUCUGCCCUGGAAAUUGACUUAAUUCCCGCCCCCCCCAAAAGCCAACAAAAAACUCCAGAAGUCAUACACUGCGCCAAGACUGACCCACCCACCCAUAUCCUUUUCCAGAUCCCCAUUAACUGCCUUGCCCCCCCCCCCCCCCCCGCCCUGCAAGGGAGCUCAGACAGACGCAGUUCUAUUGUGUCUUCGGCAACUGAACUCGCUCAACACCCCAUUCUCUCCCCCUCACCCCCCACCCCAAAAUGAGAAUAGCUGCACCCGUUUUCCUAGCUUUCCUAGACUGGAAAAUAUUUAUAUUAUUAUGUAUAUAUAUUUCUUUUUUUGUUCCUGUUUCAUGCGGACAGUGCGCUCAGUUAUAAGCAUUGUUCCCCAUAUUCCCAGUAUUUCCUGCGAAUACUGUAUUCUUGAAUAGUUCUAGUUUCUCUAGCUGUCGUUAAAGAGCUGCGUUUGACUGCGAUAAACUUAUUUUUUUAUAUAGAGUAUCUCACCUGCACUGUAGCAGAACCCGUUGCACUGAUAAUGUUAGGUUUCUCUUUAGUCUAGUCAGCCAACCUGGUUUUAAAAAAAAGAAGAAAAAAAGAGAAAAAAAGGCCUUUCCUGUUUUGUGUUUGCUAGUCCUCCACAGGUUUGCAAAAAGAAAGAAGAAUCCUGAAGCGAGACAAUUAAACGCGCCUAUUUAAUAAUAUAUGUAUAUUUUAUUUAUUUGUCUGUUUGUAAACCGAAGGCAUACACACAACCGCACUUGAAUAAAAGAAUUACAUUUCUAGGGUAUUUUUUUUAAAACGUUAA
Pantherophis guttatus is the source of this 4161-nucleotide messenger RNA. It is a transcript of the gene SLC2A1, whose product is annotated as solute carrier family 2 member 1. The record is from RefSeq and is a predicted model, not a curated record. Gene Ontology annotation, molecular function: D-glucose transmembrane transporter activity. Gene Ontology annotation, cellular component: plasma membrane; basolateral plasma membrane; apical plasma membrane. Lineage: Eukaryota; Metazoa; Chordata; Lepidosauria; Squamata; Colubridae. Gene Ontology annotation, biological process: dehydroascorbic acid transport; response to insulin.